This is a messenger RNA of Phacochoerus africanus (Common warthog), 4232 nucleotides long. RefSeq names its product ArfGAP with FG repeats 2 (gene AGFG2). The record is from RefSeq and is a predicted model, not a curated record. Gene Ontology annotation, molecular function: GTPase activator activity. The coding region runs from base 1167 to 2378 and encodes 403 amino acids. Lineage: Eukaryota; Metazoa; Chordata; Mammalia; Artiodactyla; Suidae. The transcript has 13 exons.
CUAGAAAGAAUAUUUUUGCUUAGUAUUUUUGGCGAAGCAUUAUGAGAAUCGCUCAGAAUGAUUCUUGCGACAGUAGACUUGAGGGAACACAUUUUGAUAGUUGGGAAAUGAGAAGCUAGGCCACCCCUUUGUUAGCCGGAAGAGUGAAGGGUCAAGAAGCUGGACCAAUACGUGAAGCUGCACUGAAGGCAUAUAGAGAUGAUAAGGAGAGACACGUCAGAAGCAGCUCUACAAGAAAGCUGUGACAUCCCUGGCUGGGAAGGGCUGCCCUGGUUCUGGUGGUUUGGUACUUUUCCUUUGCUAAUUGGAAUUGUAAUUAGCAUAGACUAGGACAAGGCAUAUAAAGCUUGAAGGGGAGCAGGGGCUUCACAAAGUGUUACCUGUGUCUUUUGAUGGACUUCUGGGAGCUGGCAGGUGGGUCAGAGGCAGAAUACGGGAUGGGGCAUGCUUCCUGCUGCCUGCAGAGUGGGGAGGGGGCACACACAGUCCAGCAGGCAGUGGAGAGGCAUGGCUCCUCCGUGAUGCAUACAUCUUAAAUCCACAUGGUUGACCAUAGGAUUCUUUGGUGCUAGGAAGUGAAAAAUCGUAGUAGGCCAAUAGCACACACGUUCAGUCAGUCAGUCAACAAACAUUUAUUGUCUCUCAAGCCCCAGCCACUGUUAUAGGCACUGGAGAUAUGGUAAUGAACAAAAUUGACAAAGUCUCAUCUUCAUGUAGCUUGCAUCCUAGUGGAGGCCAUAGGUUGUAAAUAAAUCAUAAAUACGUAAUAUAAGGUAGUGGUAAGUGCUUUGAAGUAAACUAAGGCUCAGGAUGUGUUAGAGAGUGAGGGGCUCAUACUGAGAAUGACGAUGAAAAGGAUGAAAAGAGAAGAAAUACUCUUUCUCAAAAUGAAGAGGAUGUUGCCGGGGUUGAGGGCGGGGGUGUGCGGCGGAGUUGAAGUAUCACACUUGGCCCUAUAGGCAGCGAAAGGAGACAGCAGGAUUGGAAGCCAGUUUUCUGUUGACUGUGUUACAAACAUGUUUUCUACAUAGGGGGAUGGAGUGUCCUGGGGGCAGUGAGCAGAAUUACCAGGGUUCCCAUCUGGCUGGACUGACUGAUAGAACAAAGUUGACUGUUGGAACUGAAGGAGAGGGCUGAACCCCCCUCAUCGAGUCAAGUCCAUCUCCAUGACAACCUUCACAGAGCCUGAAGUAGUGUUCCUGCAGUCCCGGGGAAACGAGGUGUGCAGGAAGAUUUGGCUGGGGCUUUUUGAUGCUCGGACAUCCUUAAUACCAGAUUCCAGGGAUCCUCAGAAAGUGAAGGAGUUUCUCCAGGAAAAAUAUGAGAAGAAGAGAUGGUAUGUCCCCCCAGACCAAGUCAAGGGGCCCGAGUAUACCAAAGGCAGUGCCUCCACCCCAGUCCAGGGCUCCAUCCCGGAAGGGAAGCCCCUGCGGACACUUCUGGGAGACCCCGUGCCAUCUCUCUCAGCUGCUGUCUCCACCUCCAGCCAGGCUGUCAGUCAGUCUCAGCCUCGGACGUCCCAGCCCCGGAGCUCUCAGCCAGCUCCCCACUCCUCAGUCAAAAAAGCCAGUACGGACCUGCUGGCUGACAUCGGUGGAGACCCUUUCGCUGCUCCCCAGGUGGCACCAGCUUUUGCUGCAUUCCCAGCCUUUGGGGGCCAAACGCCGUCCCACGGGGGCUUUGCCAACUUCGAUGCCUUUGGCAGCAGCGCCAGCUCCUCUGCGUUUGGAAGCAUUCCUCCUGCUGGCCAAGCCCCGUUCCCGGCCCAGCCGGUGCCCCCAGCCAGUCGGAUGCUAGCGGGAAGUUACAGCUUUGGGAGCAGCCAAGCGACUCCAUUUGGUGCCUCUCCUCUUGCACCUGCCGGUCAGCCCAACAACCUGGCAGAUAUGGGCAGCCUGCUGGGACCAGGGGCAUCAGCUGGAGGCAUCCCUAACAGCGUCUUCGGGAUAGCCAGCCAGGUCCCCACGCUUCAGUCGGCCCCCACUGGUGGAGGCAGCAGCACAGGGCUUGCCUUUGGAGCCUUCAACCCCUUCACGGCACCUGCUGCUCACCCCCAGCUGCCUUCCACCAACCCGUUCCAGCCCAAUGGUUUGGCCACAGGACCCGGCUUCGGGAUGAGCAGUGCGGGGCCUGGCUUCCCCCAGACAGUGCCCCCCACUGCUGGGGCCUUUUCCAGCCCCUUCCCACCCGCGCUCUUCCCCGCUCAGCCCUCCGGACCGCAGCAGCCGGACGGCUCUUCCUUCGGAGACCUGGGACCCGCCAAGCUGGGGCAGAGGCCCCUGAGCCAGCCGGCCGGGAUCUCCACCAACCCCUUCAUGACUGGAUCCUCAUCAAGCCCAUUUGCCUCCAAACCUCCGACCACCAACCCCUUCUUGUAGCACUGUGUCCUGGGGGGGCCUGCUCUCUGGGCCCCUCUUCUCCCUGGAGCUCUGAUGACCACUAGCCUGUGGCAUUUCUGCGGGUCUGAGACCAGAUGGGUCUUGUUUUGCAGGGUGGGGGGCUGGGGAUGGUGGAGGUGCUGAUGCUUUGCUUGGGGCUUGCAGAUCAAAGGGCAGCUCCCCGGGUCAGCUGCCCCAAGGCUUCCUCCCUCCAGCCCUGACCCAGGCAGGGGGCCCGGGAGGCGAGAUGGCAGGGCCUAGCCUAGAGGAGCAGUGGUGUUUCAUUCUGCAAAUUAUUAAUUAUGACAGUAAUCCUCUGUCCCUCCUGCCCUUCACGCCCAGCCCUGUGGGCGGAGGAAGUCGUGGGCACAGCCCUCCCCCAUGCCAGCUUUCCAGCGCUGUUCUCCUCGUGGACAGAAGCACAGUGGGGAAAGUAGGGCAAAGGGGGAGAUGAGGCGUGCAUGGUGUUGAUGUGGUAACCAGAUGGGCGGGGCAGGGGGGUGUCAGCACCCCCUUUCCCCAUGUGUUUGCUUCCCCAGCUCCUCCCAUGUCCUGGGCACUCAGGAUGAAUGGUUUUAGCUGCGUACUUACACAUGCCCAGCUCCUGGCAAGCACUUUAGUUCGCUGCGGUGUCAUGUUUGGAUAUCAGUGUUUUAUAUUUAUACAUAGAGAAUUUUCUAAUAUAGCCUAUUAUACAUACAAAUAUAUAUAUGCACACGCACGCACGCGCAGACCCCCACGCCGGCUCCCUCCCUCUCCAGACAGCUCCUUCCCAUGGGGAAUGGAACGAAUCCCUAUCUGUGCCUCAACCAGGGGGUGGGGGGGAGGGAGCCACACGUCCUGACCACCCCCAGAGCCUGGGCUUUUCCGGGGAAAGGCUUUGUGCAAUUGGCUGUUUUUUUCCUUUCUUUUCUUCACGUGCCUUCCCCAUCCUACCCCGCCCCCAGAUCCCUGCACCAAAGCUGUUGCAGGCAAUGUUGGAAAAGAACUGCAUUUGAAAGAAAAAAAAAAAAAAAAAGGCUCUCAGGGUCUUGCUUGGGACGAGCUUGAGGGGCCUCAUGUUCAUCAGUGUGACUGCCUGGGUUGGUGACAGCGUGGCUGUUGGCCAGAGACAGAGUCAGUCCCUGUCUGAAGUGGAGUCCAGUUUCAGCAGCUGGGAGAGCUGGGGGGAGCAGACUUUGGGGGCAGGAAGGGGGACCAAGGUGGGGCCUCAUCAGAUACAGCACUCCCAGGUCAGGGGCCUCCUCAGACCCUUUCCACGUGGGGUGUUGUGUCAACAGCUGGCCUGUUUGUGUGGUGACAAGACAGGUGGCUUGGGUUAAACACCUCACCUGGCGAAGAGGCCCAGUUUCACCCUGCUGCCUCAAGCAGCUCCCUUUCCACCGUCACCGUCUGGCCCCUCUGCCGUCCCUUCUUGGGAUUUCCCUGGGUCUCUCCACUCAGUGACCUUGAAGAGCCUGCCAGCAAGAAGCAGUGGGGACAGUGUUAUCACUUACUUACUUUGAGGGUUUUUCUGUAAAUACCUUCAACUGCUCUACCUUCCCAGGGCUCGGGCCCCAGCCUGUCCUGUUCCUGUUCUCCAGGCUCUACCCUCCUCCCAUCUCCUGGUGGCGCCCCCAGGGUGGCUGGACCACCAUCUGUUUUUCCCCUGGGUGUUUCAUGUUCUGGCCCCUCCACCUGUUACCUGUUUCCCAUUCUCUGCCCAGAGCCAGGGAGGGAGGGAAGCUGAAAUCUCCGUGGUCUUUUCUUCUUGUGCCCCCUCCCCCGCCCCCACCAUUCCUAACCUCGAACUCUGAGGUUUGGAUGUGAGAUUUAAAGGACCAGGCGCUGCAGUGCCUCGUACUGUGUGUUUCA